AUGCCUAUGCUUGCUGAAUUAGUUGCUCAGGAUCGCAUUUUAAUUUGUCAAAUUGCCAUUAUUACGCCAUAUAACGCGCGAAUUUUAAUUUGUCCAAAAUAUCAAAGUUACACCACGAAGCUUACUUUAAAAUAUGUUAAUGCAUAUGAAGAUUCUCAUUCUAUAAGUAAGAAAUAUAUACAGCCCCUAGAUAAAGAAGAUACCAUAAAUCGAACUGAUUCACGAAUUGUAUAA
This is a messenger RNA of Funneliformis caledonium, 234 nucleotides long. The record is from the annotation of a GenBank genome assembly. NCBI's taxonomy places the organism in Eukaryota, Fungi, Glomeromycota, Glomeromycetes, Glomerales, Glomeraceae.